AUGUCGAAAUUCUUUGACUCUUCCAGAUCAUCGUCUGUCUCUUCAUUCAUUCCUCCUGUGUUGACUCCUUCACAGUCGACUUUGAAGUCUGGACUAACGAGAGGUGAGUUACACUAUUUACCAGAGAAAUGGGUGAUGUGGUACCAUAAUCGGUACCAGGCUAAAGAGGCUCACGAGACAGGCGAGACCGAGGGGAAUGAGGUGACCGAGAAGACCGAGAAGGUUGAGGUAGCUGAUGAGGUUGAUGACACCCAGAGGACUGACAAGACUGAGAAGAACGAGAAGGCUGGAGAGACCGAGGAGGCUGAGAAGACUGAGGAGGUUGAGAAGACUGAUGACGUUCAGAAGGAAGAGAAUAACGCAAACGAGAAUCAACCAGACCGCAUCGAAUCAUCCACCCUCGAGAAGCAAUACCUUCAAGGUACAAGCCCGGUAUUUUUUUCCAAGGUAGGCUCUCCACUGAACGACUCGACAGAGACAAUCGACUCUGUGGAACAGUUCUGGCAAAGCGAGUCUGAUCUGAUGCCAUUUAAGGAUCUUCCUAAAGGAACGGAGUUCUUUUUCUUCAAAAAAGGAGUCAAACCAAUGUGGGAAGAUCCUGUCAAUAGAAAGGGAGGUCGUUGGACGUUCCACUUUAUUUGUGAUAAGAAUCCACUCAGAAAUGAGCGCAGUGUAAUGAGAAUUGGGCUUAUCUGGGAAAGACUUUUGUUGAAGUUAAUCUCUGGAACCUUUAUUUCUGAAGACAAUUUGUUCAGGGAUUUGCUUUCCAAAGAUAUAUGUGGUGUUACUCUUAGUGUUCGUGGCGAUAGAAACAUUAUAGGUAUCUGGAACACACAUUUGGAGUAUUUCAAGUACUGUAACGAAGGAAUCAAGAAGUACAGGGCUGAUGCAAAGAGAUUGAAGCGUAUGGGUUUACAGAGCGAAGAAGGAGAAGAGGCUGACAAUUUUGCAGACCGGUUGGCGGAGAAACUUGCCGAUAGCAUGGAUGAGGAAAUUCUUGAUGACUCGUACUUUGGAGUUGAUGAGGAUGAUUCAAAGUCACGUAAAGAAUUACGUAACUUUGUGAAGUUGACACCGUUUGCAUUGAGAAGAGGAAUCGCCAAUGCGAUGUACCGGGUAAUUGCUGAAGUGGACAGGAUUAUCAAGUACGGAGAGAAUCCUAUCACAGCUAAAGUUGGCAGCAGUGAACAAUUUAAGGGAAUUUGUUCGAAGUCCAAAUACAAGCGUCAUUUCCCUGUGGAAGCCAGUAAAGCUGGUCUAAGUAGAGGCUUUGGAAAGAGCAGUCGUGGAGGAAAUCGUCGUCAUGCAGGAAAUAAUGAAGUCUAUACAUUCCGCAGGCAUUACAGGGGACGAGAAAAGGAUGAUCGAGAAGGUGAGAGGCCUUAUGAAAGAGAGAAGGAUAAGGAAAGGGAAAAGGAAAAGGAAAGAGAUGAAGACAGAAAUAAAGAGAAAGAAUCCGACGUCCCUCGAAGAAGUUAUCGCAGUCGGAGAAGAGAAAAGCCAGAGGAAACCAAAACUGCUGGUUCGGAUGAAGACUUAUUUUCCUCGUUAGGUAAACAGAGAAAGAAGUUGGAGUUCAGCAAAGACGGCAAGUUGGUGGAAGAGGUGAAUAUGUUAAGUUUUGGUCGCAGGAGACGCAUGAUGAAGCAUAGUUCGUGA
Molecule: messenger RNA, 1659 nt
Organism: Brettanomyces nanus
Lineage: Eukaryota; Fungi; Ascomycota; Pichiomycetes; Pichiales; Pichiaceae
Exons: 1
Coding region: 1-1659 (552 amino acids)
Biological process (GO): translational initiation
Cellular component (GO): cytoplasm; eukaryotic translation initiation factor 4F complex
Molecular function (GO): translation initiation factor activity; RNA 7-methylguanosine cap binding
Source: RefSeq, a predicted model, not a curated record